Molecule: messenger RNA, 4644 nt
Organism: Drosophila montana
Lineage: Eukaryota; Metazoa; Arthropoda; Insecta; Diptera; Drosophilidae
Product: axoneme-associated protein mst101(2)
Exons: 1
Coding region: 139-4527 (1462 amino acids)
Biological process (GO): lactate metabolic process; pyruvate metabolic process
Cellular component (GO): cytoplasm
Molecular function (GO): L-lactate dehydrogenase (NAD+) activity
Source: RefSeq, a predicted model, not a curated record
CAAUUAGGCAAACCUACGAAACAGUUUAUUUUCGGGCCUCAAUAAUGUCAAAAUUUUAGCCACAACAAUUUCUUAGACUAGACAAAAUUUUAUUAUUUUAGUUUUUUGCGGCAUCAAAAUUUAGAUAAGGCCUACAGCAUGUCUUUUAAUAGGUUCACAUCCAUUUAUGUUCGUAAGUCCGUUUUGAGAAGCAUUUUUCUGCUUACGGGCUAUUUGGACCGAAUGCGCUUGCCGAGGACUUCCAUAAAAUACAUGCAACGAGUGUCCUUUUGUAAAAACUCUGAUUCUUCGGAUUCCUCUGAAGACAAGCCAAAUCCUUGUGAAUACUACACUAAAUUAAUGGAUAAAAAGAGAGAAGAAAAGGAGAAGCAAGAAGCGGCCUGCAAGAAACUGAAAGAAAAAGAAAAACUUAAGAAAUAUGAGGAAAAAUGUAUGAAAAGUCAACAGAAACUUCUAGAUGACGCAAUGCAAUGCAUGGACAAGAAGGAAAAAAAAUUAAUGGAAAGCAUGAUGGAAUGUUUGACACGAGGUAUGAAGAGGGCGUGUAAAAAACUAGCCCAUAAGAAGCUUUCUAAUGAUAUAGAACUUGAGAAAAAAUGUGCAAUGAUGGCUAAAAGUGAUAAGAUCAAAAGGUUAUUGAGGCAUUGCGAGAAAAAAAAGUCUCAUGAGGAAAAGGACUCAAAAAAAUCGUCUAAGGAAUCAAAGAAGCCUAAAUCAAAAAAAGGGAAAAAGGGAUGUAAGGAAGGUAAAGGAAGCCAGAAAGGGAAAGACCAAAGCCAGCAAAAAGAAACAUCAAAAAAGAAGUCAAAAACGGAGAAGGUUAAAGAAAAAGUAAAGGAUCAAAUAAGUAAGGAAAAGUCUAAAAAACAAAAUGUAGGUGACGAAUUAGAACGAAGCGAUCCAAUAGAAUCUAUAUGCUGUAAAUUGGCAAAUAAGGAGAAUCCGUUUGAAAAAUCCGAUGCGCCUAAAAAUCAAUUCACGUUGAAAUUGGAGAAAUGUAUUCAAAAAGAAUGGGAAGAUAUCUGUCAGUGUCGGGAUGCGCUAAGCAAGAGUGAAAAGAUGCAACUAGCCCGUUCUCACAAAUGCAUGUCGGAGCUUGUUAAAGAGAAAUGCAAAAGGAAAGUGUUGACAGAAAUGUGCUCGGAAAUUGUGCCAGUCAAGCCCAAAAACAGAAAGGACGUACAUUCAAAGCAAAAGAGUAAUGAAUCGGAUGGAACGCUUGUUGAAGACGAUAUAUGUGCAAAGAUUGAACAACGGAAGGCGCUAGAAGAGGAGGCAAUGAAAUCAAAAACCGAGGAGGAUGAUUUUAUUAAGUGCGAAAUCGAAAAAGUUAAGAAAAAGUGCAUGGAAGAGGCUCUUCAGAAACAGUGUGAAGAGGAGGCCCUUAGGAAAAAAUGUGAGGAGGAGGCUUUCAGCAAAAAGUGUGAAGAAAUGGCUAAACAGCAAAAGCAAGAAGAGGAGGCCCAAAAGAAGAAGCAAGAAGAGCAGGCCCAGAAGGAGCAAGAGGAGGCCCAAAAGAAAAAAUGCGAGGAGGAGGCUCUAAAGAAAAUGUGUGAAGCGGAAGCGUUGAAGAGAAAGUGCGAAGGAGAGAAAGAAAAACAAGAGAAGGAAGCUCUCAAGGCAAAGUGCGAAGAGGCUGCUCUCAGAAAAAAAUGCGCAAUGAAGAAAGUACGAGACGAGGCUAUAAAAGCAAAGCAGCAGGAGGAAGCUGAAAAGAAAAAAAGCGAAGAGGAAGCUCUUAAGAAACAGUGCGAAGAGGCGGCUCUUAGAAAAAAAUGCGCUUUGAAGAAAAUACGAGACGAAGCUUUACAGAAACAACUAGAGGCCCAACAGAAAAAGGCAGAAGAAGAUGCUCUGCGAAAAAGGUGCCAAAUGAAAAAAUUUCAAGAGGCCGCUGAAAAAAAGAAACAAGAAGAGGAGGCUCAAAAAAAAAAGUGCGAAGAGGAAGCUCUAAAGAAAGAGGAAGAGGCUCUAAAAAAGAAAUGCGAAGAGGAAGCUCAACAGAAAAAGUGCCAAGAACUUAAGAAAAAGGCGGAAGAGGACGCUCUCAGGAAAAGGUGCCAAAUGAAAAAAAUGAAAGACGCCGCUGAUAAAAAGAAACAAGAAGAGGAGGCUCAAAGAAAAAAAUGCGAAAUGGAAGCUAUAAAAAAAAAAGAAGAGGCUCUAAAAAAGAAGUGCGAAGAGGAAGCUCAGCAGAAAAAGUGCCAAGAACUUAAGAAAAAGGCGGAAGAGGACGCUCUUAGGAAAAGGUGCGAAAUGAAGAAAAUUAAAGACGCCGCUGAAAAGAAGAAACAAGAAGAGGAGGCACAAAAGAAAAAGUGCGAAGAGGAAGCUCUUAAGAAAAAGGAAGAGGCUCUAAAAAAGAAGUGCGAAGAGGAAGCUCAACAGAAAAAGUGCCAAGAACUUAAGAAAAAGGCGGAAGAGGACGCUCUCAGGAAAAGGUGCGAAAUGAAGAAAAUUAAAGACGCCGCUGAAAAGAAGAAACAAGAAGAGGAGGCACAAAAGAAAAAGUGCGAAGAGGAAGCUAUAAAGAAAAAGGAAGAGGCUCUAAAAAAGAAAUGCGAAGAGGAAGCUCAACAGAAAAAGUGCCAAGAACUUAAGAAAAAGGCGGAAGAGGACGCUCUCAGGAAAAGGUGCGAAAUGAAGAAAAUUAAAGACGCCGCUGAAAAGAAGAAACAAGAAGAGGAGGCGCAAAAGAAAAAGUGCGAAGAGGAAGCUAUAAAGAAAAAGGAAGAGGCUCUAAAAAAGAAAUGCGAAAAGGAAGAUCUAAAGAAAAAGGAAGAGGCUUUAAAACAGAAAUGUGAAGAGGAAGCUUUGGAGAAACAGUGCCGAGAACUCAAAAAAAAGGUGGAAGAGAUGGUUCUCAAGGAAGCGUGCGCAACGAAAAAAACGCAAGACACCGCAGGGAAAAAGCAAGGCGAUGCUCAAACGAAAAAGGAAUUAAAGGCUCUAAGAGAAAAGUGCGAACAGGAAGCUUUGGAGAAAAAGUGCCAAGAACUCAAGAAAAAGAUAGAAGAGUUGGCUCUCAAGGAAGCGUGCGCAACGAAAAAAACGCAAGACACCGCUGGGAAAAAGCAAGGCGAUGCUCAAACGAAAAAGGAAUUAAAGGCUCUAAGAGAAAAGUGCGAACAGGAAGCUUUGGAGAAAAAGUGCCAAGAACUCAAGAAAAAGAUGGAAGAGUUGGCUCUCAAGGAAGAGUGCGCAAUGAAAAAAACGCAAGACAAUCCUGGGAAAAAGCAAAAAGAUGCUCAAACUAAAAACGAAUACGAGGCUCUAAAAGAAAAAUGCGAAGCGGAAGCUUUACAGAAAAAGUGCCAAGAACUCAAGGAAAAGGUGGAAGAGAUGGCUCUCAGGAAAAGGUGUGAAUUGAAAAAAAUGCAAGACGCCGCUGAAAAGAAGAAACAAGAAGAGGAGGCUCAAAAGAAAAAGUGCGAAGCAGACGCACCGAAUACUAAAAAUAAAGAAGCCGAGCCUCUAAACAAGUGCCAGAAUGCGGUUCAGAAGAAGAGCGAGGCAGAGACUCAGAAUGGAAAUACUACUUCGUUUCGCUCAGUUCUUUACAAAACACUAAAGAAACAAGAAUUUCAGCCCGGUAAUAAGGUGUCUGUCAUUGGUGCUGGAGCCGUUGGCAUGGGUUGUGCAAUUGCCUUGCUUGCCAAGGGUGUCACCAAUAACAUAGCUCUCUACGACUUGAAGAAGGACUUGUGCGCUGCAGAGUGCAUGGACCUGGAACAUGGAUCACUUUUCCUUAAUAACUGUAAUAUUGACCACUGCACCAGCGUGGAGUGCACCAAAGAUUCGAGAGUUGUAGUGGUCACAGCUGGAGUACGCUGUAAGCCAAACGAGUCGCGCAUGAAAAUGGCCAAAAAAUCAGCGGGUAUUAUUAAAAAGAUUGUUCCUGAGCUGGUUAAGCAUAGCCCCAAAGGAGUCUUCAUCAUUGUGUCAAACCCGGCGGAUGUGAUGGCCUGGGUAGCCCGUAAAGUAACCAAGCUGCCCUAUGAGCGCUGCUUUAGUCCUGGUUGUCACUUGGAUACCGCCCGAUUCCGCAUGUUUAUUGCGCAGCUGGUGCGAGUGUCAACGCGUUCGGUGCAUGGAUUCGUGUUGGGGGAGCAUGGAGAUAGCUCUGUGCCAUUGUGGUCCUCCGUGACCGUGGGAGGUACCCGACUGCAGAAUAUGCUUCCUACCAUUGGCACCGAUAAGGAUCCGAUGCGCUGGUCGAAUGUGCAUGAGAGCGUGGUGGAUUCAGCCUUCAAAGUAAUUGCGGGUAAGGGUUAUACUAACUGGGCCAUCGGCCUCACCGUUACAGACGUUGUGUCUGCCAUUUUUGAAAACAGCAAUCGCAUCAUGUCAUUGUCAACUAAUGCCCAGGGCAUGUGUGGAAUCGACGAUGAAGUCUUUCUAUCUCUGCCAUGUAUUGUCAACCAGUGUGGACUGUAUGGUGUAAUACAUCCUCAGCUUUCAGAUUGGGAGGAAAGAAGGCUCAAAAGGUCCGCAGACGUAUUGAUCGACGCACAGAAAACUUUAUAAACUGUAGCACAACAAAACGAACCAAGCUUUCAGUUAAGUUUAGUAUCCUAAAUAAAUAUAUAGUUUGCUUGGUUUUGGCACUGCGUUAUUCCUGCUGCCCAAAAAACCCCUUUAAAA